Zeugodacus cucurbitae (melon fly) is the source of this 4588-nucleotide messenger RNA. RefSeq lists its product as uncharacterized. The record is from RefSeq and is a predicted model, not a curated record. Lineage: Eukaryota; Metazoa; Arthropoda; Insecta; Diptera; Tephritidae. The transcript has 2 exons. The coding region runs from base 368 to 4525 and encodes 1385 amino acids.
UGCAGGUGUGACUAUGAUAUAUACAAAAUUUUCCAUCGAUUUUAAAACGAAAGUGUAAAAACAAGCGAAAAUGUAAAAAUUUGAUAAUUUGCAAAUGUAAUUAAAUUAACUGGUUAUAAUUUAAUGAGCAAUGCAUUCAUACGGUAUGAUAAUUGCGUACGAAACAAAUUAGGAGAACAAAUGAAAAUCCAUAUUGCAGAAGUUGAAAGUGGUGGAAACAGUGGAAUACCGAUAAAGGCAAUACGAAUACAGCAAUUAGAUUUGGUACACAUCAUCUACUAUUGGAAUUUAUGGGCACUCUUGUUGUUAAACGAAAGAUGAAAAUCGCCUUUAGUUGGUGUUAGCGAAUUAGCUGGUGCCCUAAAAAAUGCCGAGGGUAAACAACGCACACGCAAAGGACACCAAUGGUUCCAAUAUCAAUGUAGCAACGAAAGUACGAAAGAAUGCCAUCAAGACAGAGGUGGAGAGUCCAGGUGAACAACAUGUUUUCCACAGAAAAUCGGAAAGGAGAAGAGUGGCACGAGAUAUAUUUUUGGUUUUCGAAGAGCAACCUUGCCGGCGGGUACGUGGAGGUGCUAACAAAAAGAAAACAGCGCAAAAACCAAAAUUUGGGCAUUUGAUGGUUGAGGAUCCAAGUCGUCCAGCUAAAGGACUCUUACGUGACAUUAAGAAUGAACCAAAAUGUUAUCUUAGCGAUGAAUGUACAACCAUCACUGCGCCAACAACUGCAACUGCAAAAAAAGUAGCAACAAAAGAAAAAAAGAAUACACCAAAGGUGAAUAGCCGAAUAGAAAGUAAACCAAUAGUAGUAACAGAAAAUGUACCAAAAGUACCAGAACCUACUAACGAAAUCAAAAAUGAUGAUCCUGUAGCGCGUGUCAAUCCAAUAUUUUUAUGGGUUAAACAAGAUGACACACGUAUUGUGGAAGUGCGCUGUGAGGAUUAUGAUAAAAGAAACCGUAUACGUAUAAAAAAGACUUCAAAUGGUUGGCGUUCAAUACCGCGUACUGACCCAACUACAUCAAAGAUUGUUAAAAUCUUGCAAACACCACUGUUAAAAGUCAAACGUGAAUUAUAUGAAAAUAAUUUAUUCCAGAAAUGUAAUGAAAAUAUUUGCGCAAAUAUAAGUAGGCAAAAUACAACAGAUGUCAGUGAAAAGCAAAGCUUUAUAUCGGAUAAUAUUGAAGAUAAUGUGCCGGCUUGUAUAAAAAAUGCGAUUUCUGAAACAGUGAUUAGUAAAGAAGAGGUGCAAGUUGGAAAUAGUGCAAAGGUGAGACAUAAGAAUAAAAAAGUGAAAAGUAAGAAGAAUGGCAAACGAGGAAAAAAAUCAGCUAAAUUAAAUAUUCCAAAAACCGAAGUACAUCAAGAUGAUAUUCCAGAAAUUAUUAACGUUAAUAAUUUUGACAACCAUUUGGUUAGUCAAAAUGAAGAAUGUGCAGCGCAAAUUGAGCAAAUGAUACAAUCAAACACGGAGACAAUACCCAACUUCAAUGAAGUGUGUGUCAAUAACCAUAAUAGUAUAAUAGAGAAUAAUAGUGUUGUCAACAAGUUGGAUGAACUACCAGCUUCUCAUGUUGACUUAAAAGAACCACCAGUUGCAGCUGAAAAUGAUAAAGAGUCUUUAUCAGAUGUACAAGUGCAGGCUGAUUUAAAUGAAAAAGUUAUAGAAACUGUAACUGAAACAGAAACAUAUCAACAUCAUACCACGCAUUUGCAGCUGUGUCCGAUAACAGGUCUCUUCCUGCCCACAAUAAUUUGCGAAAGUGACAAUGAGGGAGAAACCACAGACGUCGCGACCAAAGGCUGCGAUGUGAAUGCUUUUAAUACGAAUUUUUUGCCCAAAGAUAUAUUAGUGGAUUUGGCCGAUUGUGAUGAAGACGAUAAUAAUGUUGAAACUGGCGAAAAGUUACAAGCGUUGAAUUCACAUUAUGCUAUACAUUUAGAUGCUGACACCAAAAACCUUAAAGAUCUACUGGAUGAUGCUGACUUAAUGCAGCAUUGCAGCGAUAAUGCCAACAGUGAUGCUGAUAUUAUUGAUUCCAUAGUUAAACGAAGCUGUGAAAACAAUUUAAUCCAGGAGACUGAAACACUUAAGCAGCCUGAUGUAGCGACAACAUAUAACACUACUCAAUGUGAAGAUAUGCCACAAAAGGAUUUAUUAACCGACGCAAUACCAUUACAUAUAAUUGAUGAGUCGGUGCGUGAUUCGCCAAAAUGUUUGUCUUUCAAUGAAGCUGGUGAAAUUGAAGGACUGAACGGUGAAUUAUUUCAAUCAAAUAAUUUUAUGGAUACUUAUGAAAAAGACUCUAGCGUUGAAGAGGUAAGUUUGAGUGAUGAUGGUAAAAAAACUGAAAGUACGGAAGUAAUGGCGCUAUCAUCGCCAAUCGGGCUGAAAGACAAAUUGUGCGACGAUAUGAUACUUGAUGAGGCACCAAAAGAUUUAAGUUAUAAAAAACGAGAAGAGGUUUGUCCACCAUCAGAAUCUCGUAGUCAAUGUGCUGUAACGUCCAGUUCAGAUGUCGUGAAAUCACCACAACAAGGUGAACUACCCGCUAUAGAAACAACAUCAGAAGCAAUCAAGAAUCUAAUAUUGGAGCAAUUUAUUAAAUUAAAUGCAUUUAAUGCAAUACCGACUCCAGUAACAAAACAACAGUCAGAGCCUAUGAAUCUUGGCAAGCCACAUAGUGAUAUAAAUAUAAGAAAUGAUUGCAACGAUUAUGCUACAUCUACGAAUUAUAUUGAAACUGUUGUUAUUGAUGAUAAUAGUGAUGAGGAGCCAAUGAAGAAACGUGUCCGUAAUACUGCAAAACUGAAUAAAACGAAUGUUAUUGAAGAAACGGUUCAAGCGGUUCAAACGGUCGCACCGACGCCAACAUUGAUCGACAAGGAUCCAGAUCCACUUACACAGUUACAGCUACUUAUUAGAAAUACACAAUGGAAAGUACCGGAUCCAAUACUUGUGCCAAAGGAUAGGUUACGGGCAGUAUUAGCAUCACCAGCACGUGAAAUACCACUUUUAAUUACCACCAGACCAGAAUUAAGACUACCAGAGGCAUUUGCUUACCCCGAGAUUAUACAAAAUCCCAACAUAUUGGUAAUUUCGAUGGCGCAAUUAGAAGCUAUAUUGAAAAACGAAAUGGAAAUGGAAAAAAACAAAGAACAAUGUGCUGUGCCAGAACCAGUUCAUGAGUUGCCGCCUGAAAAUACAAAGAAAUUAAAUACCAUGCCCUGUACAAAUACAAACAAGCCACUUAUCGAGCCGAAAAGUGUGAAAGUUAAAGAAGCGCCAUUGAAUCCACCAGCGCCGCCUGCCAAGUGUUCACAUGUCGAAACAAAUUUGGCUUCCGAUAUAAAUGCUGCAACGCUGGCCGUAUUAAAUCAAAUGUUAUGGUUGCCAUAUUUUGGGCAAUUAUCGCAGGAGUUUCUAAAAACAUUAAAGAACCCACUAGGCGUGCAAAACAAAUACGCGAGCAUACUGCCACCGCUAUACAAUCACCAUCUUGGUCUGCAACAUUUGGAUGAAAUGUACAAGAAUUACCUGAAGCAAAUGACGGCCUUAAAGCACAUAAGUGCCGCAGAGACACCUGUCAACAAUGCGAUGUCAAAUUUUCCACUGCCACUCGGCGCAUUCCAGCCCACUAUGGAGACAGCGGUCUUUCAGAAAAUGCUGCAACAUCAAAUGGCAAACUUUUUAAAUAUCAAUCCUAUGGCCCAAGCUGCUGAUGCCAAUGCAAUGCAAACGCCAAUUCAAAGAGGCAUGGUUGGCAAAAGUCCACCACAUGAAGUAAAUGCCAAUAUUGAGCACAUGCUUGGUGUUGAAGAUAAGAAAACCAAAAACAACACAACUACAACGACGACGACAAAUACAACUCCUGACAUUAGCGGUUUAGUCGCUGCUGUUACCGAGAAGUCGCUUAGGCACAAUAACAACAAUGCGACAUUAAGUUGUGAUAACGCGAUGACUGAAAGUGUGAACUAUAAUAAAUACGCUUACAUGCAAAAACAGGAAAUUGAUAAUAAGCCACGUUUAACGUGCAAAUCGCUUUCAAAUCUAUUAGAGCCAGAAAGUGUGCCGUCAUCGCCGGCAGUUCCUGUGGUCAAUCUGACCACAGAUCACAUACGCAAUACGGCACAUGAACUUGCCAAUAACAAUAGCCAAAUUAACACAAUCAACAAUAAAGAUACAACGGUAACCGUUGCACCAGCGCCGGUGGAAGUAAUGCCUUUCAAAAGUGCGAAGCUAAAUAAAGUUGCGAAUGCAAGCUACAAUGCCACGCAUGAGCUAGCCAAACAGAGAAAACGCGUUAUGAACUAUACAGAUGCGCCAGUGGUUGCAACGCCUGCGGCAGCUGCAGCCGCAACAACGGCAGCUUUAGAGGCACAAACGCCGAGUAGAAACGUCGUUGCUGACAACAUCAAUGUGGAGACCAAUCAGGCAUUGUGGCAUCCACUGUUUGGAAGCAAUGCGAAAACCGGCUACAGCAGUCCCUGGCAAUGGACCACUGUGACGGCAACGGGUGAAUGACAUUCAAGGGGUCUCAAGGGACCCAACAACUAUGAAAGUGAACUGAAUGAGUUCUUUAAUACC